AUGGAUAAAGCUUGGGUCUGGUUACCAAGGAAUAGUCUCGAGUAUGAGCAAGGUGCAACUGAGUUUGUUUUUUCGUCAUCAAGACGAUUGGGUGAUCUAGUUGAAAUGUUCUGCCCUUGCAUUGAUUGCCGCAAUGUCUGCCAUCAAUCAAGAGAGACAGUUUUUGAGCAUCUCGUCAUCAGAGGGAUGGAUCAGAAGUACAAGAGAUGUAAAUAUUGGAGUAAACACGGGGAUAUAAGGCCAGAUAAGACAGCUGAUGUUCAGACGUCUGAAAAUGAGGCUUAUGAGUUGAUGAGGACAGCUUUUAUAGCGAGCGAUGGCAAGACACCAUUUGAGAAGCAGAAUUCAGAGGAUUUUGAUGGUAUUGAGAGGCCAGAAGAGGACGAGUUUAGGAAGAAGUUAGAUGAUGCCGAGACUCCACUGUACCCGACAUGUCAGAAAUACACCAAGGUUGCUGCUAUCAUGGGUCUUUACCAUAUAAAAGUCAAGAGUGGGAUGUCAGAGAGCUAUUUCGACCAGGUAAUGACAUUAGUUCAUGACAUGCUACCUCAAGAUAAUGUUCUGCCUAAGUCUACGGAUGAGAUGAAAAAGUUCUUAAAGGUGUUUGGUUUUGGUUAUGAUGUCAUCCACGCCUGCAAAAAUGAUUGUAUCCUUUAUAGGAAACAGUAUGCAGAGUUAGUUUGCUGUCCAAGAUGUAGUGAAUCAAGAUGGGAAAGAGAUAAGCACACUGGUGAGGAGAAGAAAGGAGUUCCAUGUAAGGUGCUUAGGUAUUUUCCCAUAAAAGAGAGAUUCAAGAGGAUGUUUAGAUCGAAACGGUUGGCUGAGGAUUUGUGUUGGCACUUCAACAAUGCAACUGAAGAUGGAUCUAUGCGGCAUCCUGUGGAUUCUUUGACUUGGGUUCAGGCAAACGAUAAGUGGCCGGAAUUUGCUUCUGAAGCAAGAAACCUGAGACUAGGUCUUUCUACUGAUGGGAUGAAUCCAUUCUCGAUCCAAAACACCAAGUACAGCACGUGGCCGGUUCUCCUAGUUAACUACAAUAUGGCCCCAACUCAGUGCAUGAAAGCGGAGAACAUUAUGUUGACGAUGUUGAUACCUGGACCAACAGCACCUAGCAACAACAUUGAUGUGUAUCUACAGCCCCUGAUAGAGGACCUCAAGGACUUGUGGACCGAAGGUAUUGAAGUUUAUGAUGCCUUUAAGAAGGAGAGUUUUAAUUUAAGAGCUAUGUUGCUGUGGAGUAUCACAGACUACCCAGCUUUAGGGACAUUAGCUGGAUGCAAAGUUAAGGGGAAGCAAGCGUGUAUUGUAUGUGGGAAGGAGACACCGCAUAGAUGGCUUAAGUUUAGUAGGAAACAUGUAUAUAUGGGCAACAGGAAGCGACUGAUGCCUGGUCAUCCCUACAGACGUAAAAAGGGUUGGUUUGACAACACAGUGGAGUCUGGUGUUUCAAAGAGGAUUCAGAGUGGGAAAGAAAUAUUUGACAGCCUUAGAGGAUUUAGAAAUAAUUUUGGAAGACCAUUAGCUAAAAAGGGGAAGAGUAAAAGGGCAGAAGCAGAAGAUGACGAUGAUGAAGCUGCAACAGCUGAAGAAAUCGAAGAAGAAGAUGAUUUAUGGAGUUGGAAAAAAAGUCUAUCUUCUUUGACUUACCAUAUUGGAAGACUUUGCCAACGAGUUAUUGAUCCAGAGAAGCUACUGACUCUUGAAUCUGAGAUUGUAGAAACAAUGUGCCAGUUGGAGAGAUUUUUUCCACCAUCACUCUUCGACACUAUGUUUCACCUUCCUCUCCAUCUAGCUAAAGAAGCACGCUUGGGUGGCCCUGUGCACUUCAGAUGGAUGUAUCCGUUUGAGAGAUAUAUGAAGACUCUAAAAGCUUAUGUCAAGAAUUUUGCACGACCCGAAGCUUGUAUGGCUGAGGGAUAUUUGUCUAGUGAAUGCAUUGCGUUUUGUAUGGAGUUCCUUCGAAAAUCUGUUCCAGUCCAAGAAGCAAUUAAUAGAAAUGAAGAUAUUGAGGCAAUUCAGAAUGUCCUUGAAGGAAGACCAUUACAGAAAGCUACAGAAGUAACCCUCACAGAUAAGGAGAGAGAUAUAGCUCAUCGUUAUAUCCUCAUGAAUACAGCAGUCAUGGAUCCGUAUAUUGGAAAGAUACCUAAUAACUCGAAGGAACAUUCGAAAAGGCUGAGAUGGCUUGCUUUUGGACCAAGGAAUAUUGCUCACACAUACAAGGGAUACGUGGUGAAUGGACAUCGAUACCAUUGUGAUGAUGUAAAGUGCAGUACACAGAAUAGUGGGGUUGCAUAUGAAGCAUUUUCGAUGUGUCAAGCUAGCGCUAAAGAUUCUAAGCAAAUGGCGGACAUGGUAGCUUACUAUGGAGUGAUAAAGGAGAUCAUAUUGGUGGACUACCACAUGUUCCAAGUUCCCCUGUUUAAGUGUAGUUGGGCUCACAAAGGGAAAGGAGUUAAAGAGGAAGAAGGGUUCACACUUGUCAAUCUUCAUAUGAACCAGUCAUCAUUUGCAAACGAUCCAUACAUUCUGCCAUCGCAAGCUAAACAGGUCUUCUAUUCUAGAGAAGAUGAAAGCUCACCUUGGUAUGUUGUUAUGCGGGCACCACCAAGAGGAUACCAUGAGUUAGAGACAGAAGAGAAGAUCGAUUUUGAACCAUCAGUCCAGCCAAUUGAAGAUAUAGGAUAUCAAUCUUAUGAUGAGAGUUUCUGUGUUAGGGAAGACUGUGAAGGUGUCCUUGUUGAUGUUUAG
Messenger RNA from Brassica napus (rape), 2751 nucleotides. RefSeq lists its product as uncharacterized. The transcript is spliced from 6 exons. The record is from RefSeq and is a predicted model, not a curated record. The coding region runs from base 1 to 2751 and encodes 916 amino acids. Lineage: Eukaryota; Viridiplantae; Streptophyta; Magnoliopsida; Brassicales; Brassicaceae.